Messenger RNA from Salvia splendens (bonfire salvia), 1404 nucleotides. Its product is annotated as inositol-tetrakisphosphate 1-kinase 1. Gene Ontology annotation, cellular component: cytoplasm. Lineage: Eukaryota; Viridiplantae; Streptophyta; Magnoliopsida; Lamiales; Lamiaceae. Bases 83 to 1051 code for a protein of 322 amino acids. Gene Ontology annotation, biological process: inositol trisphosphate metabolic process. Gene Ontology annotation, molecular function: inositol-1,3,4-trisphosphate 6-kinase activity; ATP binding; inositol-3,4,5,6-tetrakisphosphate 1-kinase activity. The transcript has 2 exons. The record is from RefSeq and is a predicted model, not a curated record.
CUGAAGGGAAAAACCCAAAAUCGUUUGCCCUAAUUCUUCAUCUUCUUCUCUUUCGCAACGAAGAAUUCCAAACUACGAUACGAUGUCGGAGGAAUCGAAGACAAGGUACCGCAUAGGCUAUGCUCUGGCGCCUAAAAAAGUGAAGAGUUUCAUUCAACCGUCGCUCCUCAAUCUCGCCAAGGAGAGAGGAAUCGAUCUAUUUCCCAUCCAAACCACCAAACCCCUGAUCGAUCAAUUACCCUUCGAUUGCAUCAUCCACAAAUCACCCGACCCGGAAUGGCGGAACCAGCUCGAGCAGCUCCUCUUGCAAAAGCCCAACAUCGUCGUAAUUGACCGGCCGGAGGCGAUCGAGCGCCUCCACAAUCGGGUAACCAUGCUGCAGGCGGUGAACCAGCUGGAAAUCGCGAACGGGUUUUCGAUUGGGGUUCCGAAGCAGGUGUCUGUGGAAAAUCCCCAAUCGCUGAUUGGCUGCGUCGCGUCGAGUGGUUUAAGGUUUCCGGUGAUUGCCAAACCUCUGUUGGCGAAUGGGACCGCGUGCUCUCACCAGAUGUCGUUGGUUUUCAACGAGGAGGGCUUGCGAGGGCUGAAUUGGAGCCAGCCGUUUGUACUGCAAGAGUUCGUGAAUCAUGGAGGGGUCAUUUUCAAGGUGUACGUGGCGGGCCAGCACAUUCAGUGUGUGAAGAGGAAAUCGUUGCCGGAUAUCUCGGAGGUGAAAUUGGGCGUUUCGGAGAAUUCGGUGUCGUUUUCACAGAUUUCGAAUGUGACUGCUCAGGAUCAGAGCGAUGACGGCGUGGAGAAGCUGAUUGAGGCGGCUGAGCUUCCUCCAUCUAGUUUUGUGACGGAAGUAGCUAGUCAGUUAAGGGAAGCUUUGAAAUUGAACCUUUUCAAUUUUGAUAUGAUAAGGGACAGUAGUGUUGAAGGACGGCAUCUCGUUAUUGAUAUCAAUUACUUUCCAGGGUAUGCGAAGAUGCCUUGCUACGAGACAAUUUUGACUGAUUUUUUUCUUGACAUUGUGCAUAAUAAGCCAAGCGUGAUUUCUAAGGAUUGUUAGCUGAAUAUAACUGAGUAGUUCUGUCACUCAGAGCCGAUAUUCUGGCCUGUUGUGGCGAUCAACCAGCACUGGGUUCAUCUUGAUUGAUGAAACACAUAGAUAAGUUGUGUGGAAAUUCCCAGGAUAAGAGAUGAGCAGUGUGACAGAACUUGAGCAUGACUUGCGCGGACAAUAUGCUGCGGGAAGCUAAUUAUGUGUUUUCAUUCUUAUUUUAUUGUUUUGGAAUUCACGACUGCAAAGGAACCCACUUCUUGCUUGCACAAGGCUUAUUGCCAGAAUUGUUGGUAGCUAAUGAUUUGGAUUUCCGACACCCUUUCCCCCAUUUUGUUAUAUCGAUAUUAUUUACAGAAAUU